This is a messenger RNA of Onthophagus taurus, 1843 nucleotides long. RefSeq names its product Swt1 RNA endoribonuclease (gene Swt1). Gene Ontology annotation, cellular component: nucleus. The record is from RefSeq and is a predicted model, not a curated record. NCBI's taxonomy places the organism in Eukaryota, Metazoa, Arthropoda, Insecta, Coleoptera, Scarabaeidae.
AAACGAAAAAUUAAUUAAUUUAUUCUUCGAAACAUCAAUUUCGUUAUGUAUUAAUUAUUUUUUAGUUUUAGGUUUAAUUCGCGAUCAACUUCACAUUUGUUUAAGGUAGCACAAAAAACUAACCUCAAAAAAAAAUCAUGAUAUUUUCACCUUUCGAUAAAUCGCAUAAAAUUCGCAAUGGAUAGAAGAAUUUUGAAACCAACUAGACGUAAUCGCGAUAAAAAACGGAAUUCGGAACGUAAAGCGGAAGAUAACGUUUCCACUUCAACACCUCGUGGAUCCGGUGUAAAAAGAAAAUGCGAAGAUUACAACGAAACACCGAUAAAACGAAGCAAAGGUAGCGAAAAUUUACUGCAACCGUAUUCGGCUAACGACCGUUUGAAACGAUACCGACAGGCUUUGAAUGAAAAGAAAGACCAAAUUGUUAAAGUCCAUAAAGUGUUUGAUAAUUCCUCCCAAGGGAGGAGUCAAAAUGUAGGUAGGAGUAAUAUUAAUAGCCCCCCAAAGAUUACCAUUAAUGAUAGACUAAAGAAAGUUCGUGAAAGUAUAAGGGAAACAAGAGUUGACAAUAUUUGUAAAGUCAAGGAAGAAAAGAAGUUUGUGGAUGCUUCGAUACUCACAAGUGAAUCUUUGAUGCAAAUACCUGAUGAUAAAAGUAUUAAGAAUAAGGAGCUUUCUUACAAUAAAAGCUUUUUGCAUCAUAGUGAAAUGGAUCUAAUGGAAGAUAUGGAUUGGAGUCCAAUAGAUGAAGAACAAUUAGAAGCAGACAUAAAAAAACUUCGAGAAACAAUUCAUUCAAAACCAAAUCCAAAGUUUUUACACCUAUUAAACGAAAAUCCAAGUUCCCCCAACCCAAUACAAAACGUUUUAUAUAUCAUAGUUGACACAAACAUAUUUAUUUCACAUUUAAAUUUAAUUAAAGACAUUUGCAAAGCAAAGAAUGACAAUAAACUGGUUGUUUAUGUGCCUUGGAUGGUUUUUCAAGAAUUAGAUUACUUUAAAGACGGAAGAGGGGGUGGUAAAAUAACUCAAACAGCAGCCAAAAAAGCUGUAACAUUUAUCAAUGAGAUGUUAAUGCGAAAAGAUGGAACUUUAAAAGGACAAACAGUUCACGAAGCUUUAUCCCAUGAUUUUUCAAAUUCAAACGCCGACGAUAACAUUUUAUUUUGUUGCUUAAAAUUGCAACAAAUCCAACCAAAAAUCGUUUUGUUAUCGAACGAUAAAAAUUUACGAAGCAAACUUUUAAUACAUUCAAUAGAAGCUUGUUCUACGGAAACAAUCAUGAGUCAUUUAAAAAGUGACGUGUUUAAUUUAAAUAAUCAGGGGUUCAUCCAACCAAAUGAGCCACCAAUUACAAGAAUAACGACCGUUUUUACAAACGCAUGCACUGAAAUAAUUAAGAAAGAAUUAGAGAAAGCUUAUGGAAAUACCGUUUAUAAAAUUGUUAGUGAACCCCCUUGGACACUCCAAGAGUGUCUUAAUUAUAUUAAAAGAUUUUGGGUGCCGGUUUUUUCCCUUAUAAUCACACAAAAACAGUGUUUAAAAACUGUGGAUGAUUUAUUGGAAUAUCUCAGGUUACAUAAAAAUAUGGGUGAUUUAUCUUUAACGGAACAAGAGGAAUUUGUAAAAAUAACUUUAUCACUCUGCGUUUAUUUCAAAAACUGCCUUUCGCCACACGAAUCUUUAAUGAAAUCCUGCAUUUCUGAGAUUCAAAAAAUUCUUCAAUAACCUCAUUUGGAACUGACGAUUAUUAAUAACGAAUAUAGAGUUUUGUUGUUAUUUUUAUAGUUUUGUUUAACGCUUAUAAAGCGAAGUGAUACAGAAUAAAUAAUUUUUGUCUUUA